AUGCAAGGCUUGGGAACGGAGUCGAUGGCCCCUUUCUUGGAGGGGGUCUCGGUCAUGAAACAUUGCUCGCCUCAUCGCAUGAAGCUCGACGCGAAACACUUGGAAGACAAAGUCGUGGCGUUGUUCUUCUCCGCCGGAUGGUACAAGCCGUGCAGGGAUUUCUCAAAUGCUUUUAAGAAGUUCUGCGAUAAAGUAAGCUUCAAACACUUCGCAGUGAUCGUCUUAAACCACGACGUACGAGAAAAAGACUUCAAGGCGUACUUUCUGACCGGACACAAGCACUGGUUGUGGGUGCAGUACGGCGACCCUGUUAUACAGACCCUGAAAGACGAAUACAACGUGUACGGCAUUCCGACGCUGAUGGUGGUGAACAACGUAGGCGACGUACUGGUGAAGAACGCAAGGAGUGAGAUUCAGCAGAAUCCGAAGGGCUCUGAGAUGGUGCUAAAUCGAUGGCAGAAGCUGGCGGGUGUAUGCCCCACGUCACCGACGGUGAUUCCGACCAGAAACCUGUUCAAAAAGUUGCAAUGUUUUGAUGUUGACGAUGACCAGUGA
Molecule: messenger RNA, 555 nt
Organism: Soboliphyme baturini
Lineage: Eukaryota; Metazoa; Nematoda; Enoplea; Dioctophymatida; Soboliphymatidae
Source: the annotation of a GenBank genome assembly